Lathyrus oleraceus (garden pea) is the source of this 1403-nucleotide messenger RNA. Its product is annotated as (+)-neomenthol dehydrogenase. The coding region runs from base 109 to 1059 and encodes 316 amino acids. NCBI's taxonomy places the organism in Eukaryota, Viridiplantae, Streptophyta, Magnoliopsida, Fabales, Fabaceae. The record is from RefSeq and is a predicted model, not a curated record. Gene Ontology annotation, molecular function: oxidoreductase activity, acting on the CH-OH group of donors, NAD or NADP as acceptor. Gene Ontology annotation, cellular component: membrane. The transcript has 4 exons.
AUUGCAAAAACUUACAUUCAUUAAUAUGGUUUUCCAGGCGCGGUCGCACUUACAGCAGCGCCAAUACUGAUUCUCGAGUGAAUAGUCGCCAAAGCCGUUGAAAUCCAAAUGGGCAAGAAGGAAAAGAAUGAGAAAGCCAAAGAACGAAGAGAAAAGAGAUUGCAAGAGAUACAGCUUUUAAGGUCCAUUCCUUAUUCACAUCACCAAAGGUGGUGGUCGAAGGAAACUAUAGCUGUGGUUACCGGCGGAAACAGAGGAAUUGGGUUUGAGAUUUGCAGACAACUUGCUACUCAUGGAUUGACUGUUGUACUCACAUCAAGAGAUGCUAGUGCUGGUGCUGAAUCCAUUAAGGUUUUGCAAGAAGAUGGUUUUGAUGUGGUUUACCAUCAACUUGACAUAGUCGACGAUUCAUCCAUCAACCAAUUCGUCGAGUGGUUGCAAGAAAGUUAUGGUGGUUUAGAUAUUCUGGUAAACAAUGCUGGUGUUAAUUUCAAUCUUGGGUCUGAUAACUCUGUUGAAAAUGCUUACAAGGUUAUCAAAACAAAUUAUUAUGGCAUUAAAAAUUUGACUCAAGUCCUUAUUCCAUUGAUGAAACCAUCUGCCGUUGGUGCUCGAAUUGUAAAUACUAGCUCACGUCUAGGUCGACUUAAUGGAAGACGGAAUAGAAUCAGCAAUGUAGAAUUGAGAGAUCAACUGAGUGAUCUCGAGGUUCUUUCAGAGGAACUGAUUGACAGAACUCUAUCUGCAUUUUUACAACAAGUAGAAGAUGGAAGUUGGACAUCAGGUGGGUGGCCUCAAAUAUAUACUGAUUACUCAGUGUCGAAACUUGCUGUUAAUGCUUAUACAAGGCUUAUGGCAAGGAAGCUUUCGGAGCGACCAGAAGGUCAAAAGAUUUAUAUUAACUGCUAUUGCCCGGGUUGGGUAAAGACAGCUCUCACAGGUUUUGCAGGGAACAAUACUGUUGAGGAAGGUGCUGAUACUGGAGUAUGGCUUGCCCUUCUGCAUGACCAAACAGUUAUGGGAAGUUUUUUUGCCGAGAGACGGGAAAUUAACUUUUAAUAGUUUUGUCAAAAUGCGGUGAUGAACUAUUCCAUGGGGUUAUGGCAUAGUAGAAUUUGUGUGCGCUAUGGCAUAGCGGAGUUUAAGGCAGCUGUCAUAGACUACAACAACUGUUGUAAUUGUCAUGUCUCUUCCAUAGUUCACAGCAGCAUUUUAUAGGGUGGAUUUUGUCAUGCCAUAAAUCAAGGUAAGGAAAGAAAUAUGUAAAUCUGUCUGUUGGCAUUAGUUUGACAGCAGGUUCAAAGUUUCUUUGUUUGUACAAUAUAGUUAUCAGUGGCAAGCUAAUUCUUUUGAAUUUUGUAUGCUUUCAAAGUUGUAAUAGUAAUUUUAUUAUUGACACGGAA